UAUUAUAGGCAUAGGUAGCGGCUGGCCAGCAGUUCAUCGACAAAGCCAUAAAAUAUUUACAACCAAAUAUAGAGUAUUUAGAUUAUGGUAUGAAAUUGGCUUCAUGCGAAACAACGGUGGGAAAUAUUAUUAAAGAAUUGUUAAUUCUAUUACCGACAAUAACGGAUAAUAUCAAAUGCACAAUUCCCACGUGUACGAAAAAUAAUCCUUUGUUUUCGUCGUACAUUACAAUACUUGUAAUGAAUGGGAAUUUAAAUUUGUUGGAAGAAGACAUUAAAGCUAGAUUAAUGGUUGAAACUUCCAAAUGUCAAAAUCGAAAUCGAAAAGGAGUGAAUUGCAAUGGAAUUAGAACAGUUGAACCAAAAAUUUCUGCAAUACAUUUAUUUAUUGAAUUACUCAAUUGGGAAGAGAAUCCAACCAACCAAAAUUUCGAUUCCGAAGUGGCCGAACAAGUUUUGAUAAAUUUAGAAAAUGUGCCUCAAAUUUUAAAUGUGAAUAAUGUCCAGUACCAUUUAAGAGGAAUAUGUUCUCACGCGCAUGAGGUAAACGGUCAAAUAAACGAUAUAGGACAUUACCGUGCCUACUGCAGAAGAAAUGGUGGAAACUGGGAAUUGUACGACGACCAACGACUUAAGUCCGUCCCGAUAAAUUCCAAAACUAAAGUUCCAUGUGAACUAUUAGUAUAUUCAAUAUAA
Messenger RNA from Sipha flava (yellow sugarcane aphid), 695 nucleotides. RefSeq lists its product as uncharacterized. The coding region runs from base 90 to 695 and encodes 201 amino acids. Lineage: Eukaryota; Metazoa; Arthropoda; Insecta; Hemiptera; Aphididae. The record is from RefSeq and is a predicted model, not a curated record. The transcript is spliced from 3 exons.